This is a messenger RNA of Amborella trichopoda, 1779 nucleotides long. RefSeq names its product NAD(P)-binding Rossmann-fold superfamily protein (gene HCF244). The record is from RefSeq and is a predicted model, not a curated record. Lineage: Eukaryota; Viridiplantae; Streptophyta; Magnoliopsida; Amborellales; Amborellaceae.
AUACAGACCAGUACGUUUACUUUGUGUGAACCGGAAGCGGACAUGCCGAUCGAAUGCUGACGUGGCAGGAUAUCCUGCUAUCUAAUCUAUAUCUCUCACUGCCGCACGGCCUCAGCCCUGAACAGGUUGAAAGUGAGGGUGCGAGAGCGUGAACUGUAUCUGCAUGAGAGAGAAGAGAGAGAAAGAGAAGAGAUAGAGAAGUGAGAGAGAGUGAGGAGAAGAGAGAGAAAGUGAUGGCGUCAAGUUGCAUUGCUCUUCCUUUUCAACUCACGUCUUCUUCAUCGUUCCACCACAAGAAGCAGAGGAGGUCUCCCUUCCUGGGCUCUCCCCUUCAUCUGCUUGACCACCACCUCUCUGUUUCUGAUUGUUUCUCUCUCUCUUUAGGCAGAUCUUCAAGACGGUUGUCUAUAAACUGCAAUGCUCAAGCAGUGGUUUCAACUACAAUGGUUCCGGGGACCCCUGUUAGGCCUACCAGUAUUCUAGUUGUUGGGGCUACUGGAACUUUGGGAAGGCAGGUGGUCAGAAGGGCUUUGGAUGAAGGCUAUGAUGUUAGAUGUCUUGUACGACCAAGGCCAAUUCCAGCCGACUUCCUUCGUGACUGGGGUGCAACAAUUGUCAAUGGGGACUUAAGCAAGCCAGAAACUAUUCCUGCAACACUAGUUGGAGUCCAUACAGUGAUUGAUUGUGCUACUGGCCGUCCAGAAGAACCCAUUCGAACAGUAGAUUGGGAAGGAAAAGUUGCUCUGAUUCAAUGUGCCAAAGCCAUGGGUAUUCAGAAGUAUGUGUUCUUUUCCAUCCAUGAUUGUGAUAAACAUCCAGAAGUUCCUUUGAUGGAAAUCAAGCGCUGCACUGAGAGGUUUCUCCAAGAUUCAGGUCUAAAUCACAUCACAAUCAGAUUAUGUGGCUUCAUGCAGGGAUUAAUUGGCCAAUAUGCAGUACCUAUACUGGAGGAAAAGUCUGUAUGGGGAACUGAUGCACCUACACGAAUUGCUUACAUGGAUACACAGGAUAUAGCCCGAUUAACAUUCAUUGCUUUGCGCAACGAAACGCUCGAGAAAAAGCUUCUGACUUUUAGCGGACCUCGUGCAUGGACGACACAGGAGUUAUUGUUUCAGGUCAUAACUCUUUGUGAGAGGCUUGCUGGACAAGAUGCAAAUGUGACGACAGUUCCUGUUGCAGUCUUGAAAUUCACACGCCAACUAACUCGAUUUUUCCAGUGGACAAAUGAUGUGGCUGAUAGAUUGGCAUUCUCCGAGGUUCUUUCGAGUAAUACAGUUUUCUCAGUUCCUAUGGCUGAGACAUUCAGUCUUCUAGGUGUGGACCCAAAAGACAUCGUCACCUUAGAGAAGUACCUUCAGGAGUACUUCACUAACAUCUUAACAAAACUCAAGGAUCUCAAAGCUCAAUCCAAGCAAACCGACUUCUACAUAUGAAAGAAAGGUCUCUCUUCUGGUGUUUGAAAAUGUGUAAAUGGGUUGGAUUAUGUGCAGUAUCCUCCACAGCCAGAUACGAAGAAUUGUAAUGCAUGAGAAGAGAUUUCUAGUUGUAAGUUUGUAUGUUUCAUGCUUGGUGUUGUAAGUUUGUAAGUGCAGUAUCGUCCACCCUGUCAUCUCUCUCUCUCUCUCUCUAAACCUCCUAUGAGCCUCGCCUCUCUCUCUCUCUUCCUUUGCGGACACUCCCUCUCUACCCUUUUUCCUUCUCUCUCUUUCUACCCACUGUUCGAGCUCUCUCUCUAACAGAAUUUUAGAAUAUGGGGAUCUUUUUAUCUAAUUUCUUUUG